AUGGAGUUUCUCUGGCGUCUGUUGAUGAUGAUCGGGAUCCUUGCAAGGACUGGGAUGUCUCAGGGCUGCACCCCACCACCAGGGGCUCAGAACUUGGCGCUGGGGCGCCCGGCCACUCAGUCCUCCACGCUCCCAUCUGGCGUGGCUGAGAAAGCCGUGGAUGGAAAACGCGAUGGGAAGUGGGACCAAGGCUCCUGCAGCCACACGCAGCUCAACACAGAGCCGUGGUGGAACGUGGACUUGGGCAGUCGUCAGACUGUCUCCGCGGUGAUCGUGAAGAACAGGGAGGAAUGCUGUGGGGACAGACUCAGGGGGGCCCAGAUUCGUGUGGGAGACUCAGUGAUCGACUAUGGCAAGCACAACCCCAUCUGUGGGACCAUCACCGAUACCAGACUGGGAUCUGUCAGCACCAUCUGCUGCAACGGGCUGGAGGGCCGCUACGUCACCAUCGUCAUCCCAGGCAGGGCGGAGUAUCUCACCCUGUGUGAGGUCGAGGUCCUAGAUCAGGGCUGUGCCCCACCACCAGGGGCUCAGAACUUGGCGCUGGGGCGCCCGGCCACUCAGUCCUCCACGCUCACAUCUGGCAUGGCUGGGAAUGCCGUGGAUGGAAAACGCGAUGGGAAGUGGGAACAACGCUCCUGCAGCCACACCCAGCUCGACACAGAGCCGUGGUGGAACGUGGACUUGGGCAGUCCUCAGUCUGUUUCCGCGGUGAUCGUGAAGAACAGGGAAGAUGAAUGCUGUGGGGAGAGAAUCAGGGGAGCCCAGAUCCGCGUGGGAGACUCGCUGAUUGACCAGGGCAAGCAGAACCCCAUCUGUGGGACCAUCACUGACACCAGACCGGGAUCUGUCAGCACCAUCUGCUGCAACGGGCUGGAGGGCCGCUAUGUCACCAUCGUCAUCCCGGGCAGGGCGGAGUAUCUCACCCUGUGUGAGGUCGAGGUCAUAGCUCAGGGCUGCACCCCACCACCAGGGGCUCAGAACUUGGCGCUGGGGCGCCCGGCCACUCAGUCCUCCACGUUCGAGAAUAAAGAGACAGAAAAAGCCGUGGCUGGAAAGGCCGUGGAUGGAAAACGCGAUGGGAAGUGGGUACAAGGCUCCUGCAGCCACACCCAGUUCGACACAGAGCCGUGGUGGAGCGUGGACUUGGGCAGCCGUCAGUCUGUCUCCGCGGUGAUCGUGAAGAACAGGGAGGACGAAUGCUGUGGGGAAAGAAUCAGGGGAGCCCAGAUCCGCGUGGGAGACUCCCUGGCCGACCAUGGCAAGCAGAACCCCAUCUGCGGGACCAUCACCGAUACCAGACCGGGAUCCGUCAGCACCAUCUGUUGCUACGGGCUGGAGGGCCGCUACGUCACCAUCGUCAUCCCGGGAAGGGCGGAGUAUCUCACCCUGUGUGAGGUCGAGGUCCUAGCUCAGGGCUGUGCCCCACCACCAGGGGCUCGGAACUUGGCGCUAGGGCGCCCGGCCACUCAGUCCUCCACGUACGUCGAUAACGAUGGGACUGGAAAUGCCGUGGCUGGAAAGGCCGUGGAUGGAAAACGCGAUGGGAAGUGGGUACAAGGCUCCUGCAGCCACACGCAGCUCGACACAGAGCCGUGGUGGAGCGUGGACUUGGGCAGUCGUCAGUCUGUCUCCGCGGUGAUCGUGAAGAACUGGGAAGACGAAUGCUGUGGGGAGAGAAUCAGGGGAGCCCAGAUCCACGUGGGAGACUCCCUGGCCGACCAUGGCAAGCAGAACCCCAUCUGUGGGACCAUCACCGACACCAGACCGGGAUCCGUCAGCAUCAUCUGCUGCUAUGGGCUGGAGGGCCGCUACGUCACCAUCGUCAUCCCGGGCAGGGCGGAGUAUCUCACCCUGUGUGAGGUCGAGGUCUACGACACCCAGUUGGGGGAUACGUGCUAG
This is a messenger RNA of Emys orbicularis (European pond turtle), 1902 nucleotides long. RefSeq lists its product as uncharacterized. NCBI's taxonomy places the organism in Eukaryota, Metazoa, Chordata, Testudines, Emydidae. The transcript has 10 exons. The record is from RefSeq and is a predicted model, not a curated record. The coding region runs from base 1 to 1902 and encodes 633 amino acids.